AUGUCGUCGACAGCGCAGAGCCAGCCCGGUGGUGUUCAGCCGGCAUCCUCACAGCACCCUUCUCCACCCCCGCCUCCGCCGCACCAGAACAAGCAUGACAAACAACACCAACAGCCACCUUCUCUCUCCAGAUCCUCGUAUUUCACAUUCCCAGUCACACAUGUUGUUUCUGGCCUCUAUCGCCGCCUCACCGAGCCUGCCCUUGACUCCCCUCCAAACGCACCAGCCCGCACUGCCACCGAACCCAUGAAUGCGAGCGACAUUAUAUUCACCCCACGCCGCAGAGCGUCCCCAUUCCAACCACCGCCGCUCACCCCAUUAUCCCUCAAGGUCUCAUCUGCGCCAUCCACGCAAUUGCUCACACGCGCAUUGGCAGAGGAAAUCAGGCUGCUUGUUCCGCCGAGGUUGCAGUUGGUGGACACGUGGGCGUUGGCAUAUAGCUUGGAUCGAGACGGGUCGAGUUUGUCAACUCUGUAUGAGAAAAGCAGGGAGUUCGCGGCAAGAAGCCAGCGGGCUGGAUAUGUGCUCGUGGUUAGGAGUGUCUCAUCGAGUCACAAUGCCUCUGCUGGGGACACGAAUGGCGGAGGGACUGCGGGGGGCAGCUCUUCGCUGUUUGGGGCAUACUUAACAGACCCGCCCCAUCCAGCUCCUCAUUAUUACGGGACUGGAGAAUGUUUCUUAUGGAGGGCGAGCACACUUGCAUCUACACCGUUGUUAAGUCUUGGUGGAAACGAGCAGCGGAGAAACCAGUCGGGGAAAUCCGAGGAGGCAAAAAUGCUGGAGGUCCCAGGUCUGCCUCUGCCGCCGAGUGCGGAUACGACACAUUUACGUGGUCGAAGCACAACGUUCAGAGGUGAGGAAUGGCUGAAGAGCCGCCCUUCAGCCCGUACCGAUGUAGGGAAGAGUGAAAUAGCAGCACUUACUUCUUCUCUUGGGAACGAUCCUGGAUCCGAACAGCUUCAAGAUUUACGCACCGUCACUAAUACAGGGAAUGCAUAUCUAGGAGACAGCACGAAGAGCGGUACGAGCACACCCGACCGAAUACGAUUCAAAGCGUUUCCUUAUAGUGGAAUAAAUGAUUAUAUGAUACUCUGCGAAACUGGGUUCUUGAGCGUUGGUGGAGGAGACGGUCACUACGGUCUCUGGCUAGACGAUUCAUUUGAGAAAGGGAUCAGCAGUCCUUGCUUGACCUUUGGGAAUGAACCUCUUUGUGAUGAAGGGACCAAAUUCGAUGUAAUGAACGUGGAGUUAUGGUAUAUUGGAAAUUAG
Messenger RNA from Ophidiomyces ophidiicola, 1269 nucleotides. RefSeq names its product oxidation resistance protein 1 (gene OXR1). Lineage: Eukaryota; Fungi; Ascomycota; Eurotiomycetes; Onygenales; Onygenaceae. Gene Ontology annotation, cellular component: nucleus. Gene Ontology annotation, biological process: response to oxidative stress. Bases 1 to 1269 code for a protein of 422 amino acids. The transcript is spliced from 2 exons. The record is from RefSeq and is a predicted model, not a curated record.